This is a messenger RNA of Xenopus laevis (African clawed frog), 3701 nucleotides long. RefSeq names its product coiled-coil domain-containing protein 181 (gene ccdc181.S). The coding region runs from base 1035 to 2402 and encodes 455 amino acids. The record is from RefSeq and is a predicted model, not a curated record. Lineage: Eukaryota; Metazoa; Chordata; Amphibia; Anura; Pipidae. The transcript has 6 exons.
AUUAUAGUAUAAACUUGGUCCUAUGAUAACUAAAAGAUCUUUUAAAAAUCUUAAUGUCUAUGGCCACCUUAAAAGUAUCAUUGAUUCAACAUUGCACAUAACUGAUUAAUGUACCUAAGGCCUUUACCUUUAAAGACCUGUCUCUUUUUAAAUCUUAUUUCACUGUGUGUAAAACUGAUAAGCAAGCCAACAUUUACAGGAACAAGUACAUGUGCCUAAAUUACUACUUGCCUUACUACUAAAUUACUACUUACCUUAAAUUCUAAUUGCAUUUCCCUGUAGUAUUUGUGUUGAAACUUUACAAUUUCCCUGUCUUUCUGUUUGUCAUUCUAUGUAGGGUAUAGUAGGUACAACUGUUAUAAGUGGCAUACAUUUACACUUUGUUUACCUGUGGCACAUGGCACUGUAGUACCGAAAACCACCAAUAUAUUCUUCCAGUCUACAUGUCAUUCAGUUCCGAGCCAAUUUGCCACCUAACAAGAUAAAGUGCUAUCUUACAGUAUUGAAUUAGCCCCUUAUCCACAAAAGGGGUCCACAACAUACAAAUGUUUUAUAACAGGCAUGUCUUAACUGUAGCCAAACAGCUGUUGGGGACUAUGAGUAAAAAUGUUACAUACAAUGAAAUCUUAAUAUUUUGUAGCUCUGCGGACAGGAGACAGCACACUAAUAAUUAGCCCCUCAUUUGAAUACCUAUCGUGUGAAGUGCAGAGAGCAUUUUUUUAUUUGUAUAAGUAUCAUGCAGCACAGAGAGCAUUUUCUUGUAUUUGCACCAGGUACUUGCCAUUCAAGUGAAUGGAGCAGGCAAUUUUGAGUUUUUAUUCCUCAUCCACUUACAAUAAAAUGCUCAAAAUUGCUGUUUGUUUGUUUGCUUUUUGCAGAAUGCUUAUGAGGAUAGUUACCAUGCCCACCUUGCUGAGCUGCAUACUGUUUUCCAGUCCAUUAUGAAGGGAAACUGGCAGCACCAGCAAGGGUGAAAUAUGAAAAUGUAAUACAAGUUUCCUCAUACUGAAAAAACAGAAAAGUUCAUCUUAAAAAUGAGUGCAAAAAGGGAUGAAACAGAUUUUGACAAAUCUCCUGCCUACGACUAUGAAGACGAUUUUGAGAAAGAUCUUGACUGGUUAAUAAAUGAAGAUUCACAGGCCAAUGCAGAUUUGAAGAUAAAGCAAGAAGAAAACGGGCAUGAGAUUUCAGAAAAGGAACCAGAGGCAUUUAAUGCUAAUCCAAGGUAUGAAUUGACUGGUAAAGAUGAAGCAGAAGCUGAAAAUCAAACUAAUGACAGUGAAGAUGAAGAAGCAAGACGAUACAUUGCAGAGAAGAUUGAAGAGGCCAACAAACUACUACAGAAUCAAAUUAUUUAUGAAAAACGAGAGAGGAAGCUUAAAUUUAAAGAUAAUUUGGUAGAUCUGGAAGUUCCCCCAGUGGAAUAUCAUGAGAAUGAAAGAAAUGAUGAUGAAGACAUUGUUGAUAGUUUCUCACAGCUACAUGUUUCUAAUGCUGCAUGGAUGAAUGAGCACCAUGAUGACAAUGGUCGCAUUGAUGAGCAAAAGGAUGGAAAAAUUCUCAUAGAGAAAGAUGGAAAGUUUGAGCUUGUCACUUUAAGUGAUAUUGAAAGUCUGAGUUUUUUCCCACCAAUAAAUAAUUCAUCAAGUGAGAAGGAUAUGCAAAAACCCCUACUUACUGCUCAACAGCAAAGUACAAUUGGUAAUGAAGGAUUUGUUGGACAGAAAGGAAUUAAUGGUUAUAAUGAUGUUUACCUACCUCAGCCACCUACUACACCAAAGGCUCGCCCAAGUUCUGCUGCUUAUUUCAUAAAGUCCAGCCACAGAAUGAAUUCACCCCGUAGAGUGAAAUCCGCAGGACUACAAAGUAGGAACACAACAUUUUGCCUUUCACCUGAGCAAAAAGAGAUUCAAAAAACCAUCAAUGAAAGGCAGAUGAAACAGAAAAAAGAGGAAGAAGAGCAUAAGAAGGAAGAAGAAGAGCAAAAAAGGAAAGAAAAUGAAAUUGCCUUCAAAGCCUGGAUACUGAAAAAAAAAUACCAAUUAGCAGGAGAAAGGAGAAUUCAGCAGACCAAGCAGUUGGAAGGCAUGUCUGUCACAGAAGAAGAAGAAGAAAGAGAUCCACAGAAGGCCUUUAACCUCUGGCUCAAGAGAAAGCAUAAAGAAACGCUGAGAGAAAGAAAGAUAGAUGACCUGAAAAAACCUGAAGAAAGAGGAGAGGGUGAAAAAGCUUUCAAAAGGUGGUUAAAAGAGAAGAGGAUACAAAAGCGAACAGAACACCAAGCAGCACUGGAAAGAUCCAGAAGACUUUUAUUGGACGCCAAAAGAAAAAAGCAAAUACAGACUUUGCUGUACAGAAUAUCUGACUCCAGAUCAUUUGGUUAUGUAGAUAAUUGCCGAUAAGUGUUAUAUGUGUAUACAUAUAUUUUUUUUGGGGGGGGGGGUUCAAAUAUAAGACUUAGUCUUGACCAGAUUACGUUAUUGUUUUUCACCCAUUUGUUUUGAUUAUCCAUCUGGCUUUAAAAUAUGUGUUUAACUAUAAAUCAUAUUAUAAUCCUGUUUAGGUCAUACAAAAUUAUUGGGUUCAAAAAAUCUAUUUUUAUAAGCCUGUUUUGGGGCAUACAAAAUCAUUUGGUUAAAAAAAACCCCAUAGUAAAAUUUUCACAUGUGAAAAUAGGGACAAAAAUAAAAAUUAUGGGUAUGAGGGGGACAAUUUUGAAUUCAUCUGACUGGAUGCAAAUGGAUGGCCAAUUAACACUGAUCCACUGGUUUGGCUGAUGGCUCGAGCAAUAGGAUUUGAAUAGCAAUGAGAGGCAGCCCAGCGAGCACAAAGACAAACUAGGAAGAAUGAUCGGACAUACUGAUGGUUGAGCAAGUGAAACUGUGGUUGAUCAAGUGCCCACUCAUCUGUGAUCAAAUUUAGCCUUAGGAAAGUGUUCACAGUUUCAGUUAAUAGGUUAUGGUCUUGUGCAGUCACUAGAGCAUUCACUGACCCAACUCUUCAGUGUAUCCAACCGUUUCCACAGGCUAAAUUGAUGGAUAUUGUACCACUGACCUGGAUGUAACAGGUACUAAAGAGGGCCUGUUACUGGAUUUGUAAAGAAAUGAGGAGAGCACUCUGCAAGCAUAUAAUGCUGUGGUUAUCUUUUUAUUGCUUGACUACUUGUACACGACAUGUUUCGGGCCCUUUAUCAAGUGCCACACUCAUUUAUUUACAAAUCACGUUACAGAUAUCAGGAUACCGGUGACCUGAUGGAGGAAAGUUGCACCCCUUUUCCUGAACCAAGCGGGCGGAGCGUUUUGGGAUAUUAUACUUUCAGGGCCUGUUACUGCUUUCACUUCUAAAUUUAAGGGAUGCCCUAAAACUGUUAUUGGAUCUGUCAGGAGGUUAUGAGGAGCCUGUGUCCGUGCACAAUACCACCGCUGAUAUCGUACAUUGGAAGAUAACAUUUCAGGACCAAUAAUUCUUUGUAGCAGUUUUGCAGAUCUGUCUACAAAACUCCUAAAACAGACAGAAGAUCUAAAAGAGAGAGGGCCCAAGCUAAAAGCAUGAUAUUAGAAGCCUAAACCCGCCCUCCCAGACAAAUCUAUUAGCAGUUAUGCUCAAUUUCUUGGUCCCAACUUUUUCUACCAAAUCCCCAGCAUCCAGCAUGUGAGAAUAAAACUGACCUAAAGUUUCUUUCUCUACUAUGAAAUUGUUCU